Molecule: messenger RNA, 4974 nt
Organism: Epinephelus lanceolatus (giant grouper)
Lineage: Eukaryota; Metazoa; Chordata; Actinopteri; Perciformes; Serranidae
Gene: wnt9a
Product: wingless-type MMTV integration site family, member 9A
Biological process (GO): cell fate commitment; multicellular organism development; neuron differentiation
Cellular component (GO): extracellular region
Molecular function (GO): frizzled binding; cytokine activity
Source: RefSeq, a predicted model, not a curated record
GCUACUCAGGAGAAACGAAAUGAUCUGCCCUGGAGCCGCAGCAAAAUGCUGGAUGGACACCUACUCCUGGGAUGGUUAUCGUUCACAGUUAUAGUGUAUCUUCUCAACUUGCCUGGACCAACCGCAGCAUAUUUCGGGUUGACAGGUAAUGAACCGUUGUCUAUCCUGCCACUGAACUCUUUACCAGAGGAGAACGUGGGCAGGGCCCACUACAAGCUGUGCGACCGGCUCAAACUGGAAAAGAAGCAGCGCAGGAUGUGCAGACGAGACCCGGGCGUGGCGGAGACCCUGAGAGAGGCCAUCACCAUGAGCGCCCUAGAAUGCCAGUAUCAAUUCCGCUUUGAGAGGUGGAACUGCACCUUAGAGGGCCGACACCGAGCCAACAUACUAAAAAGAGGAUUUAAAGAGACAGCUUUCUUGUAUGCCAUCUCCUCGGCGGGCCUGACCCACGCAAUGGCCAAAGCUUGCAGCGCGGGACGCAUGGAGCGCUGCACGUGUGACGAAGCCCCGGACCUGGAGAACCGCAAGGCGUGGCAGUGGGGAGGCUGUGGAGACAACCUCAAAUACGCCAACAAGUUUGUCAAGGACUUCCUGGGCAAACGCUCCAACAAGGACCUGCGCGCACGCGUGGACAUGCACAACACAAAUGUGGGCAUGAAGGUAAUCAAGGCCGGAGUGGAGACCACUUGCAAAUGCCACGGCGUCUCCGGCUCCUGCACCGUCCAGACCUGCUGGAGGCAGCUCCUGCCCUUCCACGAGAUCGGCAAGCAGCUGAAGCAGCGCUACGAGACCUCCAUUAAGGUCGGCAGCUCCACCAACGAGGCCACGGGGGAGGGAGAGAUCUCCACAGGGCGGAGCCAGCAGCAGCAGCAGCAGCAGCAACAGCAGCAGCAGCAGCCCCUGCCUGGCCUGAACGAUCAGAUCCCUCGCACUAUGGACUUGCUCCACAUCGAGGACUCGCCCAGUUUCUGUAGACCCAGCAAGUACUCGUCGGGCACGGCGGCCCGCAAGUGCUACAAGGACAAGAACUGCGACGCUAUCUGCUGCGGGCGAGGCCACAACACUCAAAGUAGAGAGGUGACCCGGCCCUGCCAGUGCCAGGUGCGCUGGUGCUGCUACGUCGAAUGCAAGCAGUGCACACAGAGAGAAGAGGUCUAUACCUGCAAAGGGUAAACCCUGUCAGCCCCUGCGGUCAGUGGAGCAAGUGAAAGAUGGUUGUGUUGAAGAGGAGUGGCUGUUAUGUUCUCAAAUAAGGUUUUGCUUCCACUGUCGGAACAGUGUUCUGCAAACAAAAGAGGAGUGAGCCGAUGGAGAAGCAAUAAGCACUUUGAGGGAUUUCUGUGGGUUGGGUUUCAGAGGUCCUGUGGCCCCUGUGUGUGUCUGGGGUUUGCAGAUCCAUAAAAACCUUCUCAGACAACUGGGUCAACAUCUCAAGCCUUUUUCUUGUCUUUUUUUAUCACGGCUUUGCCUUGAAGAGAGAAGCUUUUAUUUUCCUAUUCAAAAAUCAAAUUUUUUCACAGAGUUUAGCGUCCAGUCAAUAAGGAUCCAACACAAGGACAGUAACACCAACAGACUGGUUUCUGGGGUCUAUCCCAAAGAAGAAUGGUGUGUGUGUGUGUGUUUGUCAAUCUUUACAUGUGUGUGUUUGUACGUGAGCAUGUGGUAGAUAGUUGGGGGGUGGGGGUUUCAAAUGACGACUUUUAUGGCAAUGAAAACCAUAUUCAGAGACUGCUAAAAAAAAAAAAAAAAAGACAGGGUGUAAGAUUUACUCUACACGCACAUAUUUACACUCACACACAUUGUGUGUUUGCAUAUGUAUGUAAAUAAAUUCAGUUAUAUUGUAAUGAUAUUAUACAAGCCACUUAUCUAACUAUGUUAAAACAAACCACUAACCACACAAAUGUUUUGUUGUUUGUGUGCUCUCGCUCGUUUUUCUUCUUGAUUCAUGUCGACGAGGCCCUUUGGAAAGCAGCACACUUGUGUCCAUUGUCUUGCUGUGGAUAAUUUAUAGAUCCUUUGGGACUACUCCUUCACAGGGAGAAAAAUAAGAUCUCUUUUCUUUAAUAAUAUAAUAUGAAGCUGUUAGUAAAUGCAUUAACAGAAAAUAACUAAACCAGUCAGUUUAGGCUAUUCUCGGCCUUGAGCGAACCAGUGUUCAGGGAAUAACUUAAACCACUAUAACUAGUAUUUGGAUAAAAUAGGAGAGGAAAAGUGCAAAUACAAAUAAUAUCCAAGUUGGAGAUGACAGUGGCCUUGUUAGUACAGCCAACAUCAUUACAACAGGUGAUCACUUGACCAGCAAACGGUCCACGUGUGACUCACAUCAGAAAUUGUUGAGCUCCGCAGAGCUUAAAUCUAUAUUUUUUUGUUUGUUUAACUUUUAAUACUUUGAAGUUGUAAACAAAACUGUGGAGAACUGGAGGAAUGUAGCCCCCUACCAUUUCACAUCCUUCUUUCCUCUUCAGCUGCCAUGAUUUGAUUGAGCCAUAUUCAACACAUGGAGACGGUCAGUCCAAACAGUAUGGGGCGACCGAGACAGAAAUCUAACUUGACGUGUCUGCAGAGUUGCUCAAGUGAAGAUGAAUGCGCAAGUCUCAUAGCUAAUAUAAAUAUAUUUUAUAAGACUAAUAUUUGUGUAAUGUUCGGCAAAUUGAUGUCUGAAUGCAAACACUGGGGUUUUGCAUGUCAGAAGUCAGUGAAAUUGUUCAAUUGUUGCUCGGCACAACAGUGACACAGUUGACACACAUACCCUGCCAUGCAACUACGGUGACAGUUUAAAGGAACAGUUAGGCGGUUUGUGAAAUACUCAUUCACUUUGUUCAGUUAUAUGGUUUAUACCGCUCCAAUGUUUGAGGCUACAGCUAGAACAGUUAGCUUGCUUUAGCAUAAAGACUGGAAACACAAGAUAAAACAUGCUAAUCAACAGAGAUGUAGACUCGAGUCACAGGACUUGGACUUGAGUCACACUUGAGUCACAUAUUUGAUGACUUUAAACUCAACUUUAAAAUCAAAUGACAAAAUAAAAAGACUUGCGGCCUGACUUGGACUAUAACACCUAUGACCCUCAUGAUUUGGACUUUAGCCUUUUGACUUGAAAAUACCUCAUAAUUUUCCCCCAAGCCCAAAGAUUUAAAAGAAACCAACAAAUUAAUUAAUUUCCCAUCAUUUACUGAAUCAACUAAUGCUAGCGCUGUUCAUUCCCAGCAAGUUGAUGCUUGAAUUUCCCACAUUCACUUUGUUUGAGCCAAUCUGACUGUAUCCAAAUCAAGUUGCAGGAAAGAACCAUGAGGAACUAACAGUUCUGCAAAGUUGUGGGUCUAAAAUUACAGAUGGAAAUGCAACAACCUCCAAGAAACUUGUUUUAACAAAUAAGUAAAAAAAAAAUUAAAAAGCAUUCAUGAUUUUCGUAAAUCAAAUGUAUAACUACUCAUUACGUUUGGUGAACACAUUAUGACUUGUUCGGGACUUGACCCACGAAAUUUAGAGCUUGGGACUUCCCAGUCUUGACUUUGGACUUGCCACUCUUAAUCAGUGAGAUUUAAGGCCCAGACACACCAAACCGUCGCCUCACGUCAGGGUCAUCCAAAAAGUUGCACAUGAACACUUUGCAAAGACUAAAGCCAACAGCUAACUGGCAUGUAUGUUCUGCACCUACUUGAGAGGAAGUAACUCUCCAUACCAGCAGACGUCUGUGGUCUGUAUUCCUCAUUGAAAAGGGGAGCUGGAAGACCGUCUUAUGCUAGUUAGCUAGUUAGCACAUUAACAACGCAAUCUAAGCAUAUUUACUGCGUGCAAGUGAACAAUAACAGCAACAUAACAGUGGCUAAGGAAAAAUAAUCUUACCUUAUUUAACAAGUUUGAUUUGGUCUCACUCCCCUGAUUUAAGCUGUUUUUUUUUAACUUUCCUGAAUUCUGUUUCUACUCUUGUGCGCUAAGCUGAACCGCCAAUCAGAGUGAUUUCACUCCAUCGUCGCUGAUUCGGCAGAACAAAAAGCUGACAGGGGCCGACAAGGGGCAAAAGCGCGGGACACACCACACUGAUGAGGGCAACAGACGCUCACCAACAUCUACUAUGGUGUGUCAGGGCCUUUAGAGUUGCAAUCCUGGCUGCUUCCCCGUUUCCAGUAUUUAUGCUAAUCUAACUGGCUGCUGGCUGUAGUUUCAUAUUUACCCGACAGAUAUGGGAGUGGUACUGAUCUUCUCAUCCAACUCUUGGCAAGAAAAUGAAUAAGCUCAUUGCCCAAAAUGUCAAACUUUUGCUUUGAGACAUAACCAUGAAGUCAAAGGUUUAAUUUUCUGACAAAUGCCUCUGAACACACAAACAAUGCAGACAAUCAUAUUUCAUUGUAUUCUCAGCUCAUAGCCUCUGGGAACAUUAUGUUAUAUACUAUAAGAUAUGCCUUGUUUUAGAUGGGUGUGAAUUAACUACUGAGUGAGGGACCCAGCUUUGUAUUAUAGCGCCAUUCACGCACUGAAGCCCAAAAGCCCUUUAAAGUAUUUUAAGAUCUGUAUUUAUGGAUACAGUGCAGUGCAGAUUUUUUUUUUCUAUUAAAUUGUAAAUAGCAAAGGUUUCUUCUCCUGUGGUAUAGAGACAAAAGUGAGGCACAUGUUCAACUCUCACAAGCAACUGAAACAGAAAUUGGUAGCAGUACGAAACGCAAGAGACAUUUGUAGAAACAGCGCGCAGCUGUUGAACAAGACGGUUACAGAUUGUAAUCAGCGAUGCAGCACCAUGCCAGAUGUCCUUAAAAGUGGCUUUUACCUUUUAACAGAUGGUUUAUACUUCAAAGAUGAUUAUCACUAUAUUUGAAAUUAAAGCACCGUCCUCGACAGCAGUAUCAUGCUUUAGGAGGGGAGCCUUGCAUGGGUUAUUUGUCCUGAGGAGAUGAAUUCCAAGCAUUUUGAUAUGAGAAGGCAUGCCAAAUAAAGACUGGUCAAAACAUAUACAUAGAACUUUGCACGCUACAUGGAAAC